Molecule: messenger RNA, 2153 nt
Organism: Tarenaya hassleriana
Lineage: Eukaryota; Viridiplantae; Streptophyta; Magnoliopsida; Brassicales; Cleomaceae
Product: DEAD-box ATP-dependent RNA helicase 53-like
Exons: 8
Coding region: 122-1957 (611 amino acids)
Molecular function (GO): ATP binding; RNA helicase activity; nucleic acid binding
Source: RefSeq, a predicted model, not a curated record
UUUACAACAACCGCCCCUCUCUGGUUAAAAACCCUGUUUGCGUCUAAAACCCUAAUUUUUUUCCUUGGGGUUUUGCAUUUCCUUCGUCUUUCCCAGGAGCCGUAGAACCAGAUUGUCGGAAAUGAUCACCGCGGUACUUCGGAGAUCUUCUCUCGCUUCGCGGCGGACUCUCACCGCCGCGUUGACCUCUGUCGAUGCGGUUCUCCACCAACACCCCGCCGCCGCAACCUCGGCGGAGCUUGAUCCGGUCGGUAAUGGGCCUACUGGCUCCGGUGGUGUCAAGCCUCUGUUCGGUCUCUCGUCGGCGGUGAACCCUUUUGGUGUUAGCGCGAGGGGCUUGCACGCGAAAUCUGGGCCGUUGGAAUUUAGGGCGUCGACGGUUGUUUCCGCGUCUCAGGGUUUCGCCGCUGCAUAUGAGAGUUCCGACAACCAGUGCGGUGAUGAAGGGCUUGAGAUAUCUAAGCUCGAAAUUUCGCCGGAGAUUAUCAAGGCUCUGAGUGGGAGAGGCAUCACUAAGCUCUUUCCUAUCCAAAAAGCUGUACUAGAGCCGGCGAUGCAAGGGCGGGACAUGAUUGGUCGCGCUAGGACCGGAACAGGAAAGACACUUGCCUUUGGGAUACCCAUCUUGGAUAAGAUCAUCAAAUUCAACGCAAAACAUGGACGUGGGAGGAAUCCUCUUUGUUUGGUUUUGGCUCCGACAAGGGAGCUUGCUCGCCAGGUUGAGAAGGAAUUCCACGAGUCUGCUCCUAGCUUGGAUACAAUAUGUAUAUACGGAGGAACGCCGAUCGGUCGUCAAAUGCAGCAGCUUGGCUAUGGUGUUGAUGUGGUGGUCGGAACCCCAGGCCGUGUUAUUGAUUUGUUGAAGAGAGGAGCCCUGAUUCUCUCCGAGGUCCAGUUUGUGGUUUUGGAUGAAGCCGAUCAGAUGCUUCAAGUGGGUUUUGCAGAGGAUGUCGAGACGAUAUUGGAAAAGUUGCCGGUGAAACGCCAGACAAUGAUGUUCUCUGCAACCAUGCCGAAUUGGAUCAGAGGCCUAACCCAGAAGUACCUUAAAGAUUUUUUGACCAUUGAUCUUGUUGGAGAUUCUGAUCAAAAGCUAGCAGAUGGAAUCACGUUGUUCUCUAUCGUAACAGAGAUGUAUGGAAAAGCAUCCAUAAUUGGCCCUCUCAUAACGGAGCAUGCGAAAGGAGGAAAGUGCAUAGUUUUCACCCAAACGAAACGGGAUGCUGAUCGCCUCGCAUAUGCGAUGGGAAGGAGCUUCAAGUGUGAAGCUUUGCACGGCGAUAUAUCUCAGAGCCAGAGGGAAAGAACACUCGCUGGUUUCAGAGACGGGCAUUUCAAUAUUCUUGUUGCCACCGAUGUUGCUGCCCGUGGACUCGAUAUACCUAGUGUCGAUCUGGUAAUUCAUUACGAGCUUCCUAAUACAACCGAGACGUUUGUUCAUCGUACGGGACGUACUGGUCGUGCUGGAAAGAAAGGAAAUGCUAUUCUCAUAUACACACAAGAACAAGCAAGAACUGUAAAGAUGAUCGAGAGAGAAGUUGGAAGCCGGUUUACCGAGCUUCCAAGAAUCGCUGCUGAACGUGGAAGCUCGGACAUGUUUGACGAAAUGAGUUUCCGGCCAAGCUCCUUUGGAGGCAUGAGAGACCGCCGUGACUCAGGCUUUGGCGGCGGACGCUCCGGCGGGUUUGGUCGUUCGGGUGGUGGAUCCUCUGGGUUCGGCCGCAGUUCUGGGUUCGGUGGCUCGGGAAGAUCAGACCGCUCCUCAGGUUUCGGGGGAGGCUCAAACCGCUCUUCGGGAUUCGGGAACUUUGGUUCGGGCGGUUCAAACCGUUCUUCGGGCUUCGGGAGCUCGGGAGACUUCGGAUCGUCGGGACGUUCCAGCGGAAGGAGGAGCAGUUUCGGAGACAUUGGAGGCUCCGACGACGGCCAAAGCUUCGGAAGAAGAUCCUCCUACUGAUGAAAGAAAGCAACGUCGAAGUGGAACCUCCGUCUCAGUUAGUGUGUUUACAUUUUUUUUUGGGUAUUCUUUUUGGUCCUUUUAAUGUAAGCUUGCUACCUUAUCUUAAAGUGUUUAUGCAUAUGUACUGACAAUGGUAUAAGCAUCCUCCCUGAAUUAUGGAAGCAUUUACCUUUCAUUUCUCAUAAAAACACAA